Anolis carolinensis (green anole) is the source of this 7434-nucleotide messenger RNA. RefSeq names its product pleckstrin homology like domain family B member 2 (gene phldb2). Lineage: Eukaryota; Metazoa; Chordata; Lepidosauria; Squamata; Anolidae. The transcript is spliced from 22 exons. Gene Ontology annotation, biological process: regulation of microtubule cytoskeleton organization. The record is from RefSeq and is a predicted model, not a curated record. Gene Ontology annotation, cellular component: basal cortex. Bases 299 to 4312 code for a protein of 1337 amino acids.
UUGGAAGAGGAGGAGGAGGAGGAGGGUCUUGUGGGUCCGGGAAGGAGCCGAGGGAGUGGGUCUGCCUGUCUACCUGGCAUUGUAGCGGCCGAGGAGGAUGCCUUGGAGGCAGGAGGAGAGCUUGGACAUGAUACUUUUUGGACUGUAACUCCGCUGUCAGAAUCUUCCAGUCACUCGCUAGGCUGGCUGAGGAAUUCAGGAAGUCCAAAAAGUAACUUCCAACUGUAUGAUAUGGAUGAGAUGGAAGAAUUUCUAUAGCUGAAUCUAAUUUGGUUGUAAAGAUCGAGCAGAUGACCUGAUGUCCAGUAGGAAGAAUCUUUCCUAUGAGAGUACUUGGACAGAUUCCAGUAAAGUGAUGGAAGAGUACAACCAUAUGCAAAGCCAGGUGGAAAUACAAAAUACUAGUUUGGGAAAGGAAAUAAUGAUGAAUUCUCUUGAAAAUGAUCUUCAAGACAUAAUGGACAGGCUCAACCAGAAAAAAUAUUCGUCUAGUCUGAAAUUAAAAACAAAUGCUGACUACUCUGGUUCUUACUUAACCCUCUCACAGCCCCUGUCACCACCAAAGUCUAGCCCUGCAUCCAGUGUUAAAAGCAUGCCGUCUGUUACCAGAAUUCAAGGAAGCAAACCGCUAGUUUGUGAGAGCUCUUAUCUUUCAGACAGGAAUGUUUCUGCAAAGCAUAUGGGCUCCCUUUCAGGCACGUCUCCAUCCUUCAGUGAGCACAGCCUCAGGAAGAGAGACUUUGAUAUUUAUCAAAGAGAAAAUGAGAAACAGUUUGGACGUCUGGAUAAGUUUCCCUAUUCAAAGUAUAGUCAGAAGAAUAAAUCUCAUGAUAACGUCUACUUCCCAGGAGUGCUAGAUGGGCGGAAAAACUCUGGCUCUCUUCUUGCAAUGUGGAAUGGAAGCUCAGGGAAUGAGAUCAUUCUUUCACCACUUAAUGGCUCUGGAGCUGCAAGUAUGCCCUCCAGCCCUAAGCAAGGCCGGAGGAUGAAUAUUCAGGACCUUCUGUCACUUCAGUCCAGGGUAGCAAAACAGAAAGACCCAGCAGUGGAAACUUUGGGGUCCAGAACCAGGAAGUACUCUGGUGGUUCUCUGAGCCAUAUGGGAGUUUAUAGCCGUUCCUUACCCAGGCUUUACAAAUCUACAGAAAGCCAGCUCAUGCCACUGAGUUUGCCCCCAAGAAGCUCGCUCGGGAAUUCCAGAAGAAAAAAGGCAGUGGAAAAAGAUCAUCUACCUCAAAGCAUGCUGGAUGCUGACAAUUACCUUAAUUUUUCUUCUCACACCUCAGGGGUUUCUCCAUAUACAAACUUUGCAUCUGAAAGCAAUUCCUACGUGAACUCCACUCUCAGUGUUCCCGCGAGCCCUCGCAUGGCUCGGAAGAUGCUUCUGGCAUCUUCUUCUUCAUACACCUCUGAUGACUUUGACAGAGUUGGACUCUCAGGGACCAGCCCAAGUAAUUCUUUUAUUCCUGUGGAUUCAGAGAGGGCAUUCUCUUUUCAGAGGAAAGUUUCAAGCAGUUCUAUGGAGUUUGAUGAAACAGAAUUGGAUAGCUUCAGGCAGACGCCUUCCAUAAGAGAGAGAAAGAAUAGCAUUAGUUCCAUCUCCGGUAGGGAUGACUUAAUGGACUACCACAGGAGACAGAGAGAAGAAAGGCUUAAAGAGCAAGAGAUGGAGCGACUGGAGCGCCAACGACUGGAGACAAUCCUCAACCUAUGUGCAGAAUAUUCCAAGCCUGACAGUGAUCCUGUUACCAUCACAACUGUAGCUGAUGUUCAAAAAAUCAAUAAAGAACUUGAAAAGCUUCAGCUGUCUGAUGAAGAUUCUGUAUUUGAAGAUUCUCAGAUGACUCCAGAAACAAGAUUAAGAAGGCACGUGCAGCCACCUACUGGAGAUUCUGAUUUCUCUGACUUCAACGAUCUUGGUCAGAAUUCUCUGGGAAUCUUUUCUUCUGGAGGGACCAGAACAAAUAAAUAUAUAAAUGACAACCGGACAAUUUCACCUUCACCUGCUUCUGCCUUCAUGAAGAGCGUCAAUGAUUCUUCUUACCUAAGCAUCAUGUCAAAGACUCCAGAUUGCAUGGCUGAUGAACAAAGAGCGGUGCAGCUUAAUCAAAUGGAAGAACAGCGCCUUGUAAUACUAAAUAAUUUGGAAGAACUUGAACAAAAAAUCAAGGAUUUAAAUGAUCAGAUGGAUGAGUCCUCCAGAGAGAUGGACAUGGAAUGUGCUCUGUUGGAUGGAGAGCAGAAAUCUGAAACAGCUGAACUUCUCAAGGAGAAGGAAAUACAAGAUCAUUUAAACAGGAAGAUAGCAGAGCUGGAACGAAAUGUUAUUGGCGAAAAAACUAAGGAAAAAAUAAAGCUUGAUGCUGAGAGGGAAAAACUAGAAAAGCUUCAGGAGCUUUAUUCCGAGCAGAAGACCCAGCUUGAUAAUUGCCCCGAGUCCAUGAGGGAACAAUUACAGCAACAGCUAAACAGGGAUGCAGACCUGUUGGAAAUAGAAAGUAAACAUUUUGAAGAUCUGGAAUUUCAGCAGCUGGAAAAUGAGAGCAGGCUAGAUGAAGACAAAGAGAACUUAACCCAGCAGCUCCUGCGUGAAGUGGCUGAGUAUCAGCGCAAUAUUGUCAGUAGAAAGGAGAAGAUUUCUGCUCUCAAAAAGCAAGCCAAUCAUAUUGUCCAGCAAGCUCAAAGAGAGCAAGAUCAUUUUGUCAAAGAAAAGAAUAACCUGUUGAUGAUGUUGCAGAGAGAGAAGGAAAAUCUUUGCAAUUUAGAAAAGAAAUACUCUUCACUAUCAGGAGGAAAAGGAUUUCCUGUAAACCCAAAUAGUCUAAAAGAGGAUUAUUUGAGUGUAAAUGACAUUAGUGAGCCGUAUGGCAAUUCCACGAACAUAUCCCCUUCCACUCAGCCCCCCACUGCUGCUGAAGCUGUUCCCACUGAACCUUCCACAGUUGGCCUGAUGAGCCAGCCACAAAACAAAGAGCUAAAGGCACCUCUCUGUCCUGGAUUUGUGUUUCCUCACCCCCUUUCUUCUCGUCCUCUUGCACAACUUUCACCAGCCCAAUGGCCUGAGGUCAGGGCUGCAAACGUAGAGCCUUGUCCUUUACCUGACACACCGCCUCCUCUUCCAGCUAAGAAGCACAGGAGGCAAUCACAGCAUUUCCGAAAUCUGGAAGAGAGGAGAAAGCAACACAAAGAAGGCCCAUAUAUGAGUGAUACUUUGCCACGCAAGAAAACAGCUCCUUCUGUAUCGCCACAUUUCAGUAGUUCGACUCUCGGACGAAGUGUUAAGGGUCACCUCCCACUUGGACAAAGCAAUAGCUGUGGCAGUGUGCUACCUCACUGCUUGGGAUCUAUGGCCAAAGAGUCCGAAUCAAGAAGAACAUAUAAAGGAACAAUUAAUCAUUCCAAAAGUCCAAGUAAUAAAGGUUAUAACCAGCAACACAUAUGUGAAAAUCAAAACCAGAAAUCUCCUGAAUUCUACAGCAGAACAGCCUCUGAAUCAAAUGUAUACCUGAACACGUUCCAUUAUUCUGAUCAUAGUUUCAAGGACCAUGCCUUUGACACUCUGAGCUUAGACAGUUCUGACAGCAUGGAAACCAGCAUAUCUGCCUGUUCUCCAGAUAAUAUUUCCAGUGCAAGUACAUCAAAUGUUGCAAGACUAGAAGAGAUGGAAAGACUUCUAAAACAAGCUCAAGCUGAAAAGAAUCGACUGCUUGAAUCCAGGGAACGAGAAAUGGAAGCUAAAAAAAGAGCCCUAGAAGACGAAAAGCGUCGCAGAGAGCAGCUUGAGAAAAGACUGCAAGAAGAAACUAGCCAGCGACAAAAGCUCAUUGAAAAAGAAGUUAAGAUCCGUGAAAAACAACGAAAUCAGUCUCGGCCUUUGACUCGUUACUUGCCAGUCAGAAAGGAGGAUUUUGAUCUACGAAGCCAUAUAGAGACAGCUGGCCACAACAUAGAGACCUGUUACCAUGUUUCACUUACUGAGAAGACCUGCCGAGGGUUUCUUAUUAAGAUGGGAGGCAAAAUCAAAACAUGGAAAAAACGAUGGUUUGUGUUUGACAGAAACAAGAGAACAUUUUCUUAUUAUGCAGACAAACAUGAAACUAAAUUAAAAGGAGUAAUUUAUUUUCAAGCAAUUGAAGAAGUCUAUUACGACCAUCUAAAGAAUGCUUAUAAGAGUCCUAAUCCACUGCUUACCUUCAGCGUUAAGACUCAUGACAGAAUAUAUUACAUGGUAGCCCCAACACCAGAAGCUAUGCGGAUAUGGAUGGACGUAAUCGUGACCGGAGCAGAAGGCUAUACCCACUUCAUGUUAUAGAAAACGGUGCAAAAGUCCAUUGGCAGGCCGUAAUGCAAUAACAGCCUCAAAUCUGGGGAUGCAAGCCAUAUUCUGACACAUUUGAUGAGCAUCACAAAAUAGCAAGAACGCACAGACUACCUACCUUUAUGCUCCAAAAUGAAACCCAUGCUGUGUAAGGUGGAAUUAAUUCUUAGAUAUGUUAAUCACUGUCAUAGCAGAAGAAAAGAAAAGCUGCUUAAAAGAUUGUGGUGCUCCAAAAUGGAUAAUCAGAUUGCCAUAAGCCUGUCCCAACAGAUUCUAUGGCAUUUCCUGCAGAUUUUAUCACACAGAACUUUCUUAAUAAAAACAAACUUCUUUGUUUUAACCUUGUUGGUAUAUUUCCAGUAUUCCAAAAUUAAAAAGGAAAAGGGAAAGUUAUGAUGGUUAAUUUUUAAUGUAUGGGAUUUCUAUACGAUUUUAAUUUUAUACGUAUUUUAUAACACAUUUUAAACUACAACGUGUGGUCUUUCUGUUUUAAUUUACUAGAUCGCCAAAGAUUCAUACUGUCACAAUAAGAUUUUGCAUCUGCACAAUGAGGGUUUUUAAAUCUUUCAUCCAUAGCAAUGAAGUUUCAAAGCAUUGUUACCAUUAACUUUAUUUUGCAAAUACUGGACAGAGGCUAUGAGUAUGCUUCAGAUAUUCAUGUGAAAGAACUUCCACAACAAUGGAAGUUUUCAAAGAAGAAACCUGAUUUUUAUGGUCCUUAUUUUGUAAUUAUUUCUUUUUGUUGGUUAAUUUCUUCAAAAAUGAAAACCACCUGCUUUAUCCACAGCAUUAUUCCUUGAUUUCUAGCAGAUACUAGAAUAUCUAUGUAAGACAUACACAAUAGGGUAGAAAUGCGGGAAGGAAAUGCCACAAAGUCCCAUGGAAGCUCUUCACAAACUCAAUUCUUCCCCGUCAAGACUAUGGCUGGUUCUACACUGCCAUGUAAUGCAAUUUGAACUGCACUGCACUGCAUUAUGAUUCUACACUGACUAUAUUAUGUACUUUAAUCAACCUCAGUAAGAUUUUAAUGAAACUGAAUGCUCUUGCCAUGGGUUGAUUUAGGCCCCACCUUACACUGCCAUAUAAUGCAACUUGAAACUGCAUUAUAUGGUCAAUAUAGACUCAUGUAGAGCAGUUUAACAUAACUGCAUUAUACGAGUUUAUACCAGGCAUGGGCAAACUUCAGCCCUCCAGGUAUUUUGGACUUCAACUCCCACAAUUCCCAACAGCCAGUAGGCCUGGAGGGCCAAAGUUUGCCCAUGCCUGGUCUAAAGUAUGCCAGUUUGGACUGACCAUAUAUUACAGUGUCAAAUUGUAUUAUAUGGCAGCGUAGAUGGUGCCUUAGAAACAAGACAUUGGGAGACUUUCCUUAGGAUCAGAUAACACUAGUCAUCAAGGAAAGUCCUUAGUUCUAUCCAGAAUUGCUCAUGAAUUUGAUGAUGGAUGGAGUAGGGUCAUUUCCCUUUCCUCCAGUGGAAGUAGCUGCAGUUUGGUAGAUUCGACUGAACAGGAGCUUGUAAACAAAGCAGCAUCAACAGCUAACUCACUUGCCUACUCUUAUCAGAGUUGUGUUUCUCAUUCCACAUUCAAAGGUGCCUUCACAGAAGUUUUCAUAUUCUCAAAUCAUCCAAUGAAUUGAUGCCUUACUUUGCUCUGAACAAAUAGGGUACUUCUCAGAUGUAUUAUUUACAGAAGCUUUCUUCUGUAAUAAAUCUUCCAGCAUGGACCCUCAACUUUUGCAGCAGUUAAGGGCAAAAGACUCCCACAAAAGACGGGAAACCGCCAAAAAAUGUGUUCGUUUAAAAAAAAAACUGAGAGAACACUUCUCCAGUAAUAUCUGGUUCUUCAAGAACAGCUCUGUGGACACCUUCAGCCAGAGAUUGACCAUGAUCUGAACAUAAUCAAAUCUACAAAAGUUAAACCUGCAAAUGAGGUCUGAUUGGAAAAUAAAUAUCUUAUUUUCCCCCAGUUAAAUAAAGUACAUAUUACUUUAUAUUUCACUGGUUAUCAAAUAAAUGAUGCAAGCGAUAGAGGAAGGUCACCUCUUUUGCAUAUAAAAGGUCUCAAGUUCAAGCCUAGGCAUAUUGUUUUUUACAAAUAGAUUUUAUUAGGCUUAAAAUCCUCAUGUCAGAAUAGACAGUACUGGACAGAAAGGAAUAAAAAAAUAACCUGACAACAGUGAGAAGCAACUUUUUUUUCAGAUCCAGUGGAUCAGUUCCAAUUUGAUGGUCUGAGGGUGGCAACCCACCAACAGUCCAGAAGGUUUGAUGUUUUCAUGUAAUGGAUUGCCAUACCUCUAUUGUAAUGAUUAUAUAUUUCUUAAGAGAUUUUUUCAAUUUAAAAUGCAUCUGUAGUCCUUGGAUAUUGUAUUCAGACGACUGAUUGAAUUUUGAACUUCAGGUCUGUGUUUGACAGCCUCUUUUAACAAUUGGAUUUUGUGCCAUAUGUUUUUUCAAUGCAAUAAACUAAAAUGUUUCUGUUUCUAAAAUAUAUAAAUAUUAAAUCACAUUUUCUGAAAUGGCUGUAAUCCUAAAGUAUAUUCUGUGUGAAGAGAGCUGGAUUUUUUUAAUGUCACAGUGUGGCAGUAGUGUAGUUGUAAGAGUUCACAGUCCUAAAUGUAUUUACUUGAAUGUGACUCUAAUAAAAAUACUUCUAAGUGUGAUUAUGAUCUGAAUUUAAAAGGUAUAUUCACUUAAAAUCAGUAAACUACUUUAUAGUAAAUGAUUUUAAGAAUAUGUAACAAAAUCUGGGAAAUGAAGUUUGAUUGAGCCAAUUAAAACUUGCCGCUGAUCUGUAAUGAAUGAAAUCUGGCUGAAGAUGAAACAAGGCAGAGAUAAUGGAUUGGAUCUAUGACCUUGCGUAACUUAACGCCCCAUUGACUUCAGUGGGUUUUUUUGAUCUGUGACUACACCUGGAUCUCACUGACUGUAAAAGAACUAAUUUGCUUUAGAAGUUUGAUUGUAUUUGCAGUGUCUGAAAAAAAAAUGCAAAUCAUAAAUUAGUUUGGUUUACAUACUUUCUAUCAUGUAUUUUGAAUAUCUGUACAAUUUUACAGGUUUUCUAUUUGUUUUGUAUCUUGCAUGUUAUAAUAAAAUUUAAACAAAUGUUCAAUAGUA